GUCUUAACAGACAAAAACCCAUGACGCCAAGCAAACUUAAACUAAAGCCAACCGUAACCUAAAGUAGUCCCCACUCUUGUCAUCUUCUUUCCCUUUCUGUCUUUUUAUGUUUGGCUCUAGAUGGAGCCUGUAACAUCAAAAUUAAUGCUUGCAGCAUAUAUAAACUCUGGUUCUCAGUUGAAUUUUCCCUUUUUGUCUUGAACAAAUCUAAGAUCGGAAGACCCUUUUGUCUGAAAUACAGUUUCAACAUGGUUGGUAUUUUUCCUGGAUUCUCUGUUGGGAAGGCUGGCCAUCGACGAUCCCAGAGUUCUCUUGUGGAAAGGGAAGCCGUGCCUCCAAAUCCGGAUGUUAUUGCCCCAGCUGCGGUUACUGCUACGGCUCAUGGUAUCGAAGUAAUGGCUGAGUUCAAACCAGUUGAACAUCCGAUCGAACCUUUGGACAACGACCGGCCGAUCCAAUGCCCGCUGCCGGAGCCUUCGAUUCUAAAUGAUGGAAGAAUAUGGAAAGAGCGAGUAUCGGCUACGGCUAGCAUACGACGGAGAGCUGAUUUGCCGGUAACGAAGGAGGGAGGCACCCUUCCAUCCGAGACCAAAGCUACUACCGGAACCAAACCCCGGCCGACCUUGAAUCGCAUGAUAUUACCAUCGGUAAGCGCCCCAGAACAUGAUUUAUUAAAUCUCCUCAAAGAAUGCAGUGCAUCUGGGAUCUAAGCCCUGCUAUCAAACGGAACACACUUCACCUUCAUUCCAAUAAUUUGCCCAUCGUCUAUAAAUUCCAACCUGUAUUUUGAUUUUUGCCACCUAUUUGGUUGAAUAUAUUUUACACCACGGAAACGGAAAUGAAAA
Molecule: messenger RNA, 845 nt
Organism: Hibiscus syriacus
Lineage: Eukaryota; Viridiplantae; Streptophyta; Magnoliopsida; Malvales; Malvaceae
Exons: 3
Coding region: 249-710 (153 amino acids)
Source: RefSeq, a predicted model, not a curated record